UCCCAGCCCUGGCUGCACGCAGCCGGCCGGGAGGGGGCGGUGUCCAGCUGCUGGGGAGAGCACGGGGUGGACUGGACAGCUCCACGGACUCAUCUCUCUGAAGGAAGGAGGGGCCAGGCGGGCAGGCGGGCAGGGGUCUUAAGGACAAGAGGACCCUCCAUUGCCCAUUGUCCUGGGCAGAGGCUGAAUGGGGACGCCAUCAGCAUUCAGGUCCUUCAAAGUGACAGCUGGGGGAGGCAGGGCUGGGAAAUGCACUACCCGCUUCUCUCUCACCCUCCCUUUCUCCCUUGGCCUCCCUCUCUCAUGCACAGAUGCUCUGCUCCUGUGUGAGCCUUCUCUCCUGUGUGCACCACGGGCCUGCAUGUGCUGUGCGUGCGCGCGCAUGUGGCCGGGGCCCAUCUGCUGCUAUCAGGCCCCUGCCCGCCUCCCUCAGCAAGGCUCCCCUUGCUGUUCUCGGCUUGGGAGAGCUGCUGACAGUUUCUGUAACUGAGUGCACAUCCCCAUCUGACUGUCAUUCUCAUCCCUGGAGCAUGAGAAAAGGGCCGGCGUAGCCGGCCUCGAUGCUCAGUUACCCAGAAGUUCUGUUCCAGCACCAGCUGGCCCUUUGCACUUUCUCCUGUCCCCUGCUGGCCACCCACAGAAAGUGGGCUUCUGUCUCAGAGAUCAGGACCCAAGAGGGAAGAGCUGGGCCUGGAAAACAGCUUCCCUUCCACACCUGCAGCCUCGUCGCACACCCUCUCUCCUGCCACUGCUCUGGCCUCCCUAACACUCUCUCUGCUCCCAGUACCCCAGGCCCAUUCCCUUCAAGGGCCUUUGCAGGGCUGGAUCGCGCCUUGGCACUGGUUCCCUGGCUGGCUCCUUACAAACUGGAGUGCUUAUUUGUGUGCGUCUUACCUGUCUGAUAUGUCAGUUUGUGCUUUUAUGAGCGUAAGAACUUGGCUUGCUUUGUCCACUGCCAUAUCCCAAGCUCUUAGGAGAAUGUUUAGCAUAUAGUAAGUGCUCAGUAAAUAUUUGUUAGUGAAGGCACCACUUCUGACUACUGCUCCAAGGGGUUAGAUGGACAAUUCUUUAGGAGGUGAGAAGGGUGGGACCACGAGUUUCCUCAACCCUUGCCUGGGAGCUGGCAGCACGGAGGUGAGUUCUGGGCAUGUUGUCCCAAACCUGAGCACAACCUCUCCCUGCCUGAAUGUGCCCACGUCCAAGAGCAUCCUCUUGGGGUUUGCACUGGCAUGACCUUCCCACCCAGGAUGUGUUUGUGUGUCACAGAUGCAUCCAUGCGCCUCGUGGGCACAAACAGGUGUGCACACACAGUCUGCCUAGGCCCAUCUUGCUCUCUGCUCACACCCAUGCAUAUGUCUCCAGCUGGUCGCUCUCCACCCCCGACUGAGGUCCUGGGCCCGGACGCCCUCUCAGGCUGUGCUGUGCUCCUUCCUGCUGCAGCCCAGAGAGCCGAUGUUGGUGGGGAGGCAGCUGGCACCUCCAUCAACCACUCCCAGGCGGUGCUCCAGCGCUUGCAGGAGCUGCUGCGACAGGGCAACGCCAGUGACGUGGUUCUGCGGGUGCAGGCUGUGGGCACCGACGAGGUCCGGGUCUUCCACGCCCACCGCCUGCUGCUGGGACUGCACAGCGAGCUGUUCCGGGAGCUGCUGAGUAACCAGAGCGAGGCGGUGCUGCAGGAGCCACGGGACUGCGCCGCGGUCUUCGACAAGUUCAUCAGGUACCUGUACUGCGGGGAGCUGACUGUGCUGCUGACCCAGGCCAUCCCCCUGCACAGGUUGGCCACCAAGUACGGCGUGGCCUCCCUGCAGCGCGGCGUGGCCGACUACAUGCGCGCGCACCUGGCUGGAGGCGCGGGCCCGGCGGUGGGCUGGUACCACUACGCGGUGGGCACCGGGGACGAGGCCCUGCGUGAGAGCUGCCUGCAGUUCCUUGCCUGGAACCUGUCGGCCGUGGUGGCCAGCGCCGAAUGGGGCGCCGUGAGCCCCGAGCUGCUGUGGCAGCUCCUGCAACGCUCGGACCUGGUGCUGCAGGACGAACUGGAGCUGUUCCAAGCGCUGGAGGCCUGGCUGGGUCGCGCGCGGCCGCCCCCUGCCGUAGCCGAGCGGGCGCUGCGCGCCAUCCGCUACCCCAUGAUCCCACCGGCACAACUGUUCCAACUGCAGGCGCGCUCGGCUGCCCUGGCGCGCCACGGCCCCGCGGUGGCCGACCUCCUGCUGCAGGCCUACCAGUUCCACGCCGCGUCGCCGCUGCACUACGCCAAGUUCUUCGACGUCAACGGCAGCGCCUUCCUGCCCCGCAACUACCUCGCGCCAGCCUGGGGCGCCCCGUGGGUCAUCAACAACCCGGCCCGCGACGACCGCAGCACCAGCUUCCAGACGCAGCUGGGCCCGAGUGGCCACGACGCGGGCCGCCGGGUCACCUGGAACGUGCUCUUCUCGCCGCGCUGGCUGCCCGUCAGUCUGCGGCCCGUUUACGCGGACGCCGCAGGCACAGCGCUGCCCGCCGCGCGCCCCGAGGACGGCCGACCGCGGCUGGUGGUGACGCCGGCCAGCAGCGGCGGCGACGCGGCGGGCGUGAGCUUCCAGAAGACCGUGCUGGUGGGGGCGCGCCAGCAGGGCCGCCUGUUGGUCCGCCACGCCUACAGCUUCCACCAGAGCAGCGAGGAGGCCGGCGACUUCCUGGCGCACGCCGACCUGCAGCGGCGCAACUCAGAGUACCUGGUGGAGAACGCCCUGCACCUGCACCUCAUCGUCAAGCCCGUAUACCACACCCUUAUCCGGACCCCCAAGUAGCCUCGGGGUCGGGGAGUAAAGGCCUGGCCUAGGUGCUCCUUGUGGGUCUGGGAAGGGCAAGGCGAGUGUGGAGGUGGCAACAAGCCUGGUACCCUGGAUGGCCAGGUGCCGGCCACCCUAGGGCUGGGGUGGAGUCCAGGUGAGGCGUGGUAGACAAGAUGCCUGGUUUCAAGAGCUGAUUUCACAGCUGACUUGAAGGAACAUUCUUGGUCCUGAAUAAACCGAUGCUCAGAGUGGUAAGGG
Messenger RNA from Macaca mulatta (Rhesus monkey), 3035 nucleotides. It is a transcript of the gene BTBD17, whose product is annotated as BTB domain containing 17. Gene Ontology annotation, molecular function: protein binding. Lineage: Eukaryota; Metazoa; Chordata; Mammalia; Primates; Cercopithecidae. The record is from RefSeq and is a predicted model, not a curated record.